Molecule: messenger RNA, 936 nt
Organism: Gossypium raimondii (Peruvian cotton)
Lineage: Eukaryota; Viridiplantae; Streptophyta; Magnoliopsida; Malvales; Malvaceae
Exons: 5
Coding region: 100-588 (162 amino acids)
Source: RefSeq, a predicted model, not a curated record
AGGUUAUUUUUUAAAAAAGGCAGAGGCUUUUGGAAGUUUUGAACUUGAUUUUUCUUUAAUGGUGUCUUAUCAAGAAAGAAAUAGAAUCAGAGAGCAACAAUGGUGAAAAGAGAUAAAGAAGAACUAAGCGAAGAAGAAAGGAAAGCACUUCGAGGGAGCAAAUUUGCUCCUCUCCCUCCUCCCUCCCUUUCCAAACCCAGAUUGGCUCAUCCAGGAGGACCUUUAACAACCAAUAAAGCUGCUGCUUUGGCUAAAUUCCUCGAAAGGAAACUCCAAGAUCCCAACGGCUUGUCUUCCAUUAAUCCUCAACUCCUUGAAUUGGCUGUCAAUAACGCUAAAGCUACCGUCUUUCAAAGUGGGGCUUCGAGUUCUGGAACUAGGGUUCGACACGUAGAUUCAUUCGGUGACUCUGAGGACUCGUCGGAAGAAGCUAAGUCGGGAAUUCCUGAGCCUAAGAAAGAUACGAACAAGAACAAGAACAAGAACAAGAACAAGAACAAAAAGAAUAAAAAAAAGAACAAAAUGAAGAAGGUGGUGGAGGAUCAUGAAUGUACAUUGAAAAGACCUAAAAAGAAAGUCAAACUAUGAUCAAAUCAUUGCUUUAAUACUAGGUUUAAUUUCAAAAAAAAAAAAAAAAAGGAAGAAGAAAGAAAGUAGGACUUAAACACUGGGGGAAUCAUCAAAGAAGCAGAAAGGAUCACUGAGAAGUUGGAAAGCUCUGUUGGGAACCCUUAAUAUUUGGAGGGUGGUUCAUUUUAGGACAAAUUUACUUGUGUCCUUAGUUCAUUAAGUUAACAUUAAGUUCAUUGAUGAAUCUUUAUUGUUUUCUGGGUUGAAAUGGUGAAAUGAAAAUGAAUUCUCUCCCAUCAAAACAAACUACUGCUCUUACUAUUAGAGAAUUUAUAUGAUUCAUUGGAGAGUUUUUAUUAAACCAAA